Molecule: messenger RNA, 849 nt
Organism: Rhipicephalus sanguineus (brown dog tick)
Lineage: Eukaryota; Metazoa; Arthropoda; Arachnida; Ixodida; Ixodidae
Product: putative nuclease HARBI1
Exons: 1
Coding region: 1-849 (282 amino acids)
Source: RefSeq, a predicted model, not a curated record
AUGCAAAGGGUACCAAUACCUCUCCAGACAAAGGUACUAAUGGCUCUAUGGCUGCUUGGCAACCAAGAGUCCUUCCGCGGUGUUUCCGACCGUUUUGGGGUCAACAAGGGCCUGCUGCAUUACGUCACUGAGAACAUCAUUGGACUUUGGGCAGGUGCAGCACCAGACUUUACCCAGUGGCCUUUGUCCUCGCAGGAUGUAGCCUACGAAUUUUAUCGAAAGUGGCGGUUUCCUGGAGUUGUAGGUGCUGUGGAUGGCUGCCAUAUUGCCAUGAAGGCCCCAGAGAUUGAGCAGGAUGCUUAUUACAACCGCAAAGGGUUUUACUCCGUCAUCGUGCAGGGGUGCUGUGAUAGCAACAUGACGUUUACCCAUGUGCACACAGGCUCUUCAGGAAGAAUGCACGACUCGAAAGUGUUUAGUGCUUCAGGCCUGGACAGGAUAAUAGAGCAGCUACCGCGAAGCUUCCACAGUCUUGCAGACUCGGCAUAUGCACUCUUACUUGGGUUGAUGCGACCUUACAGAAACAAUGGCCAUCCAAGCGCACAAGAAGUAAAAUUCAAUGAAAGACUAAGCGCAGCAAGAUCAGCCAUUGAGCGUGCAUUCGCCCAUCUAAAAGGCAAAUUCAGGUGGUUAAAAUACCUUGACAUGAAUGCCACUUCCCUCAUCAACGAUUAUGUGCUGCCAUCGUGUGUUCUGCCCAAGAUCAUUCUCAUGUCAAAGGAUUCCUUUGAUUGUGAAAGCACUGACGAGGAAGCUGACGACGAUGAACCAGCUUUCGAUGAGGACUCCACAGGAGAGUCCGACAGCAGUAGUGCAAUUGAGCGCCAAGCAGUAAUCUUGUCUUUGUAA